This is a messenger RNA of Saccoglossus kowalevskii, 813 nucleotides long. RefSeq lists its product as uncharacterized. The record is from RefSeq and is a predicted model, not a curated record. NCBI's taxonomy places the organism in Eukaryota, Metazoa, Hemichordata, Enteropneusta, Harrimaniidae.
GUGAACAGAUAUAAGAUGAGUUCCUUACAAGGAAAGGUAGCCCUCGUUACAGGUGCAAGUAGCGGCAUAGGAGCUGCUAUCGCCGCUCAUUUUGCAUCGCUCGGUUGCUAUCUCGCAAUUGGAGGAAGAGAUGUCACGAAAAUGGAAGCGGUUUCCAAAGAGUGUGAGAAAAACGGAUUGUCAAAAGACAAGAUAUUGUGUGUACCUGGUGAUAUCACUAUAGACGAAGUUUGUGUUAACAUUGUUGAAUCCACUGUGAAACACUUUGGACACCUCGAUAUUCUGGUUAACAACGCAGGGGGUGGCUUCUAUAGAGAGACGAUUGAAACAGUAUCGAUGGAGAGGUUUGACCAUUCUUUCAACCUCAACGUGAGGGCGCUGUUCCAUUUAUCAAAAUUAGCCGUUCCCCACCUGAUAAAGACCAAAGGUAAUAUUGUAAACGUAUCAAGUAUGACAAGCUUGUCAGUGUUUCCAGGCGGUUUACUGUGCUACAGCGUGGCUAAGUCUGCCGUAGACCAUUUCACAAAGUUUCUUGCAGUCGAACUGGGCUCAAAACAAGUACGCGUGAAUGCCAUAAAUCCCGGGGUGAUAGAUACAGACUGUCAUAAAAAAGCAGGACUGAAUGACGAAGAAUAUGACCGGUUGAUGGAAGCAGCCAAGGAUGAACACGUGUUUCGGCGGUGUGGUACAGCAGGAGAAUGUGCUAAGCUGACAGCUUUCCUGGCAUCCGAUGACGCGGCCUUCAUCACUGGGGCCAUUGUACCGAUAGAUGGCGGUUUACACGCUGCAGGAUCAUACACAUUUAAGAGCUGA